AUGCCCCCUAAGCGAGGAAAGAAGGAGCAGCCAGCCAAAGAGGAACCCACAGUCACAACGGAUGUUGCUGAGGAUGUCAUGUUCACCCAAAAAUCUGCAUUGCUGCUUCAAGACUAUGAACGUGUCUGCCAGGAACUGGAAAACUUGAAAGUGCGGAGGGUGCAACUGCAGGAGCAGAAUGACUUUCUGCAGCAGGAAGCACAGCACCUUCGGUCUGAGAGCCUGGAGUUCACGAGCUAUCUGGGCAAGCGGGCGCAGAAGCGGCAUGAUGCUGUGGUCUCCCUGAGCGAGGAGAACCGGCAGAUGCUGAGGGAGAUCCGGCAGCAACAUCAGGAGAUGCUUGCCCACUUCCGGGAGCAGGAGAAUGCUGUGCGGGAUGAGCUGCUGCAUAAGGAAGCAGAACUGGCUCGGUUGAGCUCAGACCUGGAGGGGCUGGGAGAGAUCCGGGCCCUGCAGCAGAAACAAAUGGCCCGGAUUCAGGAACUUCAGCAUGAGCUGGCAGCUGCCCGGAAGCAGCAGGUGGAGCGCCUCCAGGAAACAAAGGCCCACUUCUUGCGGCAGAAGGCAGCCUAUGAGGAAGAUGCCCGGCAGCAAGUGGAGCGCUUGGCCCAGCAGGCACAAGAAGUGGCAACGCUGUGCCAGCGGGAACACAGCGAGGAGGUAAAACGGCAGAACCAGGAGCUGCGUCAAGAGCUGCAACAGUUGGUCCAAAGGGCGAACGAGCUGCGAAAGCACAAGCAACGGCUUGAGGAACAAACCCAGCGAUUGCGGCAAGAACAUCGCUGUCUGCAAGAGAUAGCUCUUUUGCGCCAUGGCUGUGGGCACCAGGAAGAUAUCUCGUCAAGAAGCAAUGAAACGGGGCAUUCUUCGCCAGGGCAACCUGAGACAGAACAGAAGGGUUUGCUUCGAUCAUCUGCUUGGUCCCCAAGAGAGUCCCCCUAGCGGAAUUAGCUUCCACCCUGUUCUUCUUAUAUGGCUGAAUCAUUCCAUUCCAGACUGAGUCGUGAAGAAGACAGAAUCACUGUCCAGGGCCAAAGCAGCAGGAAACAGCCAGAUUGGUAGGAGAGGCGCAGAUGGCCACUUGAUGUGUUUUUGGAACUGGACUUGGAUUCAGCUGCCUGGCUGGCUAGGUGCCACUCAUACCAUACCAUAGAAAUAUGAAUAUUUUACCAUACAGGGUUGAAGGGUAGAAUGGAGACCAGGGCUUGGCUCAGACAGUCACUCAAAUCCUAGUUUGUCUUAACAAAUAUUGGUUUCAUUUUC
Messenger RNA from Heteronotia binoei (common prickly gecko), 1263 nucleotides. RefSeq names its product coiled-coil domain-containing protein 166-like. The coding region runs from base 1 to 942 and encodes 313 amino acids. The record is from RefSeq and is a predicted model, not a curated record. NCBI's taxonomy places the organism in Eukaryota, Metazoa, Chordata, Lepidosauria, Squamata, Gekkonidae. The transcript has a single exon.